AUGACAUUCAGUGUGCCUUCUGUACCUCUAGGUGACUUUCAGCAGUCCUUCCUCCCCCAGGUCGUCAGCCUUGCGGACAUCGAUGCCAUUGCCACUCGUUUAGAACUCAAUGGAUCUCUUCAACCGAACCAUCGGUGGACUCUGUUCCCUGGCGACCUGUGCACGGAAACGAACGAGAAUACUUGUUUCAAACGUCUUGAAACAAUCGCUGCGGUUAUUGUCAAAGAGGCAAAGGCUUCGCUGAAUCGCAAUCCGACUGUGGUAAAGCAGACCCGGCCUACGCAAGCCGCACUUUCUGAGGGUCGCAACGGGCAGUUUAUAUCUGGUAGCCACUUCGCGCUAUGCACGUCCAGGGUGCCCGCGUCGUAA
Molecule: messenger RNA, 369 nt
Organism: Desarmillaria tabescens
Lineage: Eukaryota; Fungi; Basidiomycota; Agaricomycetes; Agaricales; Physalacriaceae
Exons: 1
Coding region: 1-369 (122 amino acids)
Source: RefSeq, a predicted model, not a curated record